UAAAAUAACUGCACAUGCAGCCAUUAAAAUCAGUCAAUUUUCUCGUCCACUCGUCAUUUCUUUAUCAAACAUGGUCUAAAGAAAAGCGCGCCCUCGACCGUGAGACAGGCAAGCUCUCCAAUCAUCAACAUCAGCUCACGCAACCAAACUAUGCCGGCAACCAAUGAGAGGCUGGAGUGGGCGGAUUCAAGUCAGCCACCAUGCUCAAAAUCAACAACACCGCAUGAGUCUCGAUAAAGCGGUACUGUACUGGAUAGAAAUUUAUUGUGUUUAUUUUAUUAAUUUACCGUUUUGUCUGAAACAUUCCCAGAUAAAAAUAUAUAUACUAUAUAUAUUCCCAAAAAACUGGCGCUUGCUUAAUUUUGCCAGAGACUGAGACUAAAGAAUUCUUCUUAUACGUAAGAAUAAUCAAUUCUUACGAAAAAAAUAAUAACAUAAAGCUGGGAAAUAAAAUAAAUAUCGCUAGUUUCACACUGGUUUGGAAACGAACGGAACACAAACGGGGUGAAAGAAAACAUGUUGAACAUGGAGCCUGUCCACAUUAAAGAGGAGGUCCCCAAACUGGAGCCUGUCCACAUUAAAGAGGAGGCCUCUGAACUGGAGCCUGUCCACAUUAAAGAGGAGGUCCCUGAACUGGAGCCUGUCCACAUUAAAGAGGAGGCCCCUGAACUGGAGCCUGUCCACAUUAAAGAGAAGGUCCCCAAACUGGAGCCUGUCCACAUGAAAGAGGAGGCCUCUGAACUGGAGCCUGUCCACAUUAAAGAGGAGGCCACUGAACUGGAGCCUUUCCACAUUAAAGAGGAGGUCCCUGAACUGGAGCCUGUCCACAUUAAAGAGGAGGCCUCUGAACUGGACCCUGUCCACAUUAAAGAGGAGGCCUCUGAACUGGAGCCUGUCCACAUUAAAGAGGAGGCCCCUGAACUGGAGCCUGUCCACAUUAAAGAGGAGGCCUCUGAACUGGAGCCUGUCCACAUUAAAGAGGAGGUCCCCAAACUGGAGCCUGUCCACAUUAAAGAGGAGGCCUCUGAACUGGAGCCUGUCCACAUUAAAGAGGAGGCCUCUGAACUGGAGCCUGUCCACAUUAAAGACCUCGAAAGACAGCAGCUGCCUCAUGGACGAGAGGAGGUCCCCCAUACCUGCAACAAAUGUGGGAAGAGUUUUAAAAACCUCAGGACCCUGACAAGGCACCAGCCGGUUCACAUUGGAGCGACUCCGUAUCGCUGCGCCGACUGUGGAAAGAGCUUCAGUCGGAAGGAGAAUUUUAAAAGACACGGGCUAGUCCACAGCGGGGAGACCCCGUAUCAGUGUAGCGACUGCGGGAAGAGUUUCCGAGAAAAGGGCACCCUUAAAAAACACCGGCGUCUUCACUCAGGAGAGAAACCGUAUCACUGUACCGAAUGUGGGAACCAAUACAGUGCAAUAACAAGCCUUAGAAAACACCAAGUCAUUCACACGGGCGGGCCCCGGUAUGCCUGUCCGGAAUGCGAGAAGAGCUUCAAAGACCCCGGGACCCUCAAAAGACACCAGCGCAUUCACACAGGGGCCACCCCGUUUGACUGCGCCGAGUGCGGAAAGACUUUCAGUCGUUUAGAGAACCUUAAAAGACACCAGUUGAUUCACAGAGGCGAGAUGCCGUAUCUCUGUAGCGAGUGUGGAAGGAGUUACAGAGAGGCAGCGUGUUUAAAAAUACACAUGAGAUUCCACACAGGAGAAACUCCUUACCACUGUACUGAUUGUGGGCAGAGUUUUAAAUGGUCACGGUCCCUUAAAAAACAUAAGCAAAAGCAUGUGUAAGGGUCUGUCCAGGCAAACGCAUGUGUAAGGGUCUCUCCAGGCAAACGCAUGUGUAAGGGUCUCUCCAGGCAAACGCAUGUGUAAGGGUCUCUCCAGGCAAACGCAUGUGUAAGGGUCUCUCCAGGCAAACGCAUGUGUAAGGGUCUGUCCAGGCAAACGCAUGUGUAAGGGUCUCUCCAGGCAAACGCAUGUGUAAGGGUCUCUCCAGGCAAACGCAUGUGUAAGGGUCUCUCCAGGCAAACGCAUGUGUAAGGGUCUGUCCAGGCAAACGCAUGUGUAAGGGUCUCUCCAGGCAAACGCAUGUGUAAGGGUCUCUCCAGGCAAACGCAUGUGUAAGGGUCUCUCCAGGCAAACGCAUGUGUAAGGGUCUGUCCAGGCAAACGCAUGUGUAAGGGUCUCUCCAGGCAAACGCAUGUGUAAGGGUCUCUCCAGGCAAACGCAUGUGUAAGGGUCUCUCCAGGCAAACGCAUGUGUAAGGGUCUGUCCAGGCAAACGCAUGUGUAAGGGUCUCUCCAGGCAAACGCAUGUGUAAGGGUCUGUCCGGGCAAACGCAUGUGUAAGGGUCUCUCCAGGGUCUUUCCUGUGCCCAGAGAGGGAUUCAGCAUACUAGAAUAUACAAUGCUGGAGUUCUCAUAUAUAUAUAUAUAUAUAUAUAUAUAUAUAUAUAUAAUGGUCUUAAUAGAAAAACAUAAAAUAAAAUAUGCCCAUAAAAAAGUACCAUGUACCUCGUUAGCGGUACCGCUUUAGCAACACGUGUGCUUUAAAAUAAAAGUCUUGGUGUUUUCAAGUAGCACUCGUCUGAAUUCCUGUAGGAAAGAGACCGGACUGUCUUGGUAAACAGAGUGGAGUACAAUCAGCUGAUAUAACAGUUUAAAAAACAAAAAUAUACCGUAUUCCUUUGAAUUUAAGACGCAGCCCAAAUAUCCCACCCUCAACUUGAUGAAAAAAUAAAAAAAAUCAAACUAUAUAAGAAAAUGAUGUGUUGAGGCAGUUUACAGCCAUCUACUGUCACACAGAGCAUUACAGUUAUGAGCUGCUUCUCAUUUCCAGUUGUGAUUACUCACACAUGUUUUUCUCCCUUUUUGUGAACUGUGGUAUUGCUUGGCAAGUAGAAAAAUACAGGGGGUCUGAUUAGAACUGAGCCUAACAAUGAAAUGCUGCUGCUACACAUUAAACAAUCUGAAAUACACACUCAAUUUAAACUGAAUGUGUUAAAAAAAACGCUUAGCAAUUUUGCUGCACAGCCUGUCUGCCUCCCCUAAAACUUCCAUUAACAACAACAUCUCCCCGAAUACAUUGUCUUCAGUUACUAGGAAACUGUACACAAGAAAAACCAACCCAACAAGCAUUAUCCAAUCUCUGGCUAGCCCUGCUGUCUUUGCAGGCAAUCACAGUAAGAAUAAGAAAAAAAUCGCCAGCAAGUUACACAGGUCGAAGUAAAAACUGGAGUCCAGCUACAAAUCCAACUGGAUUUAUAACUUAUUAAUGCAUUUCCUUAUUUUAUUUAUCUGUAUGGCUUUAUACUGAAGUUAACAUGUUCACUGAGUUUAAGAAUUGAAUGUUAAAAUAUAAGUGAUGUAAUUAAUUUGCAGUCACUGAUACCUCGAAAAAAAAUGCGCUGAGCCGAUAAAGAACCUUGUAGAACACACGCGUGGCUGCACAGGAGUUCAAAGUAACAUUGCAGUUUAAAAUGGAAGGCUCUUUUUGAAUGCCUACCCCAUUACCUUUAAAGAUUGUAUAGUAUUUAUAUGACUUCAAGCUAAUGUUGCAUUUUACCUCCUGAAAAUACAUGAUACUCUCUCAGUCUUAAAAUUAAGGGUAAGUUACUCCCAGACCCCAAAACCUUAUCUGGAGCGCUGCCUACACCUGCUUAACAUGCAUCACUAUACUAUACUUGAAUUUAAUCUUAAAUUCGAAGGAAUACGGUAAUUGUGGGUGUAGUGCAGUGUAUGAAAAAGGAAGUUCAAAAUGGUCACAGUGAAACUGGACAGCACUGACAACGAGAGGCAGCAUCUCAUCUUAAUGAACUCCUACUGAAAUGAGUUGGAUUGACAAGAACACUACAGCGUAGGUUCAUUUCCAGCUCCUGCUGUAGCUGGAGAAUCCCAGCGAACAAACUCCACUCUACAAACUGCACAUGAGAUUUAAUGUUUCAAUACUGGUGUGUUUUACAAAUGCAGACCAACUGACAUAAAAAACCUGCAGACCAGUCAUUGUACAACCUGCAAAACAAAACAGAUAUGCAAGAUCGCUGUUUUGGUGAUGUAUAAAACUGAAGUGUGUCAUUAUCAGCACCUGAUUGUAUGCACACUCCAUUCAUUGAUGGGAUCUUAAUUCAAGUGGCAAAUUAGAUCAUUUUAAAAUGAACCAAUGUUGAUUCUUUGUAAGUUUGCUUAACACUUCAAUAAAGGCGUGUGCUUGGACUCUACCCUUUGUGUGGUCCGUUGCCUCUGUUUGACUCCUGGGCUUCCAAUCUGCAUUUAAAUAAAGAGCUUUUCCCUCUCCGGGAU
Molecule: messenger RNA, 4304 nt
Organism: Acipenser ruthenus (sterlet)
Lineage: Eukaryota; Metazoa; Chordata; Actinopteri; Acipenseriformes; Acipenseridae
Product: zinc finger protein 501-like
Exons: 2
Coding region: 517-1794 (425 amino acids)
Biological process (GO): regulation of transcription by RNA polymerase II
Molecular function (GO): RNA polymerase II cis-regulatory region sequence-specific DNA binding; DNA-binding transcription factor activity
Source: RefSeq, a predicted model, not a curated record